AUGCCCGCGUUCCACCCACGGCAACUGGUCAACGGGCUCCACCUAGCACCGCGGACACAGAUACCGUUUGCACCAUCGACGGUCGCGUUUCAUGCCCAGCAGGAGGAUUUGAACACGCAUGGAGUAUCCACGCCGCAUCCCGGACAACUGAUUGAUGGACAACACACCGCGUCCGCGUCCGUGCCCACAAGCCAGCUCUUUGGGAUGCCCGUGCGUGGCUUUGUAGGGCCGCAAUACGCGAACGUGGGAUUCAGGUAUGGGUACAUUGGCGUUCAGCCAGACCCCAUGCUGCACGUGCCCGUAUCUGUCGCGACGCCUCCAGACGCGCCGUCAACCCCAUUCCCCAGCGCGAUUCAGCCGGAAAUCCAGGCAACGGUGCAAGCCCCGCGGGACCGCAUAGAACCUUUAAUGAUGGGUGUGGACACACAGGCGCGAGCAGACGGCCCAUCAGCGAUCACGGUUCUAGAUGGUUCAGGGCGUGCGGAGAAUGGUGGAGCGGGAAUAAAUGCAAGCGCGCGUGCAUUUUCGCCGCCGAUCUGGAACGUGAACUCGCUGUUGCCGGGAAACCCGGACGUCCACAUCUGCACCCCCGCGCAACCGACUGCAGCGGGUGCGACCGGUAGAGAUGGGCAACCACAGGAGAACGCGGGGAACGCGGGGCAUGGUGCGGGUGCAAGAGGGAACGCUGAAAGAGGAAGAGGGACUGGAGCGAGAUGGGACGCGGGAAGAGGGACUGGUGCGAGAGGGACCGCGGGAAGAGGGAGAAGUGCGAGACGGGACGCGGGAAGAGGGACGAGUGAGAGAGGGAACGCGGCUAGAGGGAGAUGUGCGAGAGGACGGGGUGGGAGAGCGAGCGCGGGACGGGGGACCGGUUUAGAAGGGAACGGGGGUGGUGCGAACGGAGGGGAAGCGCCUGAGGGAACAGGUAACGGCGGCAGAGGUAACGGUAACAACGCGAACGGAAAUACCGGGCACGGGCCAGUUAAUAGACCGCGUAUAAGGAGGAGGCGAGUCGAUGUUGUGCCGGACAACGCACGCAACGGAUCCGGGGAGGGGAGCGAGGGGGCAAGCGAUGACGAUGACGAGGAAGACGAUGAGAAUGCGGAUGUCAGUUGGAAUGACGAUGACGAGAACUACCUAUCUAACUCUAUGUCCGCGCUCAAUGAGGAUGAAGCUGAAGACAAUGAACGAGUGCGGGGUACGCGAACGGACAGCGAGGUUCCUAUCACGGAUUGGAACAGGCUCGGUGUGGACGACACACCGGCAGCCAAACGGGAGAUGUGCAUGGGUAUCCUCUACGGUGUCUCUGAGGCCACGCUGAAAAAGUAUCGCGGUUGGGCCAGCGAAUACAAGCGGUUGGGCCACGAGCUGCCGAAACUGGACGCCGGGAGGUUCGGGGAGGAGGCCGCGUUAAGAGACGGGAACCCCGACGAAAUCGGGGCCGCGCUCAAACAGAGCAUGGGUGGUAGUUGGAAGAUGGCGAGGGGCGACGAGCAAUGGUUCCACGGCCCAGAGACGAAUCCGUGGCGGCUAAGGAAAUACGUGACAUUCCUGGCGAACGAGACGGUCGCACAGGCGGACAGGAUGGCAACACUGAAGCGGCCCGACAAGACAUUGAAGAAGAGACGUCAGUGCACCCCUGCAAUGCUGAUGGGGCGUCUCAAGGCUCUGAACAUGCUCAUCAAGCUGGAUGGGGCCAUCUUCAGGAAACCCAUCCUCAACCUGCUGCGCGACUUUGCGGAGUGUCACAUAUGGGUCCGCGUUCAAGUACGCGACCAGUACAAGCGGUUUAUAGCGUAA
Closterium sp. Yama58-4 is the source of this 1800-nucleotide messenger RNA. The record is from the annotation of a GenBank genome assembly. NCBI's taxonomy places the organism in Eukaryota, Viridiplantae, Streptophyta, Zygnematophyceae, Desmidiales, Closteriaceae.